Moesziomyces aphidis is the source of this 3417-nucleotide messenger RNA. The record is from the annotation of a GenBank genome assembly. NCBI's taxonomy places the organism in Eukaryota, Fungi, Basidiomycota, Ustilaginomycetes, Ustilaginales, Ustilaginaceae.
AUGAAUCCUAGCAUCUCCAUUCCCGAUCGCCUCCCCGUCCUGCCUCUCCCCUAUCCGCUCGUCCUGCAUCCCAACCUCUUACUCUCCAUCAACAUCUCGUACGCCCAUUCGCUCAGCCUCCUCAAGGCAGCCCUCCAGUACUCGACCCUCAAGGAUGACGUCGAGUCCAGCAACGACGCCUCCCCGCGCUCCCGCCAGCAGGGUCGCUCGCGCCUCGACUCCAACAAGCCCAUCAUCAUCGCCUGCGUGCCCACCCUGAGGGCACCUACCGGCACCGCCUCCUCCGAUAAGCCCGCGUCUCGCGCCACCAAUCCAGCGCUGCCCGCCGACUCGGCCGCGCGCAACCUCACCUCUGCCGAAGACAACGACGUUCGCAUUCGCAUCAACGACCUCUACGACUGGGGAUGCGCCGCACGCCUCAUGCGUCUCGUUCGCAACCCGCAGAACCAGACCUGCACCCUCCUCGUCUCCGGCCUCACCCGCGUCCGCAUCGAUCGCUGGCUCUCCAUCCGCGCCCCCCUCACCGCCACCACCAUCGACCCAAAGAGCAACCUCGCCAUCCCAGACGUGCCCAUCCCACUCGCCACCGCCACCGCCUUUGUCGACGACGAGUCCUGGCCCACUUUCCCAGAAGCAUCGCCCGGCGACAUCGACCUCGUCGUCAGGCUCAAGAAGGCCUCUGCAGAGCUCAUCGACGCCAUCGCUCAGCUCAACCCUCCCAGCGACGGCAAUGCCAACACCCCUUCGCCCAUCGUAGGCCCUGCCCUGCCUCUGCUGCCCGCCAGCUUGCUCAAGAAGCUGCGUGGCUUCAUGCAGGACUGUCGCGAGUCCCAGGCGGCUCUCCUCGCCGACAUCGUCGUCGGCACCCUCGGCGGCGCCUGCGAGUGGUCCGAGCGCGUCGCCAUCCUCGGCGAUUGGGACCAGCGCGAGCGCGUUCGCCACUCGGUCGACGUCAUCCUCAACGGUGUCAAGCGCGUCAAGCUCGCCCGUGAGCUCAUCGUCGCGCUCUCCUCGCCCCUCAACCCCAGCAACAAGGAGACCGUCAUCCGCUCCCAGCUCGAGGCGCUCCUCACCCAGCUCGCAGCGCUCAACCAGGGCGUCGCCGCACGCAUCUCCGCCAUCACCUCCAACUCCGCCAACCGCGACGACAACAAGCUCGGCGGCGGCGUCAUCAUCCGUGCGCCCAACUCGCGCAACAACACCAACAACGACAACGGCAGCAUGCCCAUCAUCACCGGCCCUCUCGGCGGUCGACGUGGUGCCAAGCCGGGCAUCAAGGGCGUGCCCGGCGGCGGCGGUCUGCCCGGAUCCGGCGGCGGCGACGACGACGAGGACGAGCUCGCCGAGCUCGCCAAGAAGCUCGACCAGGCUCGUCUCAGCCCCGAGGCGCGCAAGGCUUGCGACAAGGAGCUCAAGCGUCUCGCCCGCAUCCCCCAGCAGAGCGUAGAGCGCGGCGUCGUCAUCACCUACCUCGAGAUCAUGGCCGAGCUGCCGUGGGAAAAGAUCAGCGCCGACCUCGAGCCUGUUCGAGACCCCAACGACAAGGCGGUUGUGCUGCAUCACAAGAGCGCCAACGCCAGUGCAGCCGCCCCGGCCGUCGAAGAAGAAGAGGGCAUCGUCGACCGCGCACGCCGCAUCCUCGACGCAGACCACUACGGCCUCGAAAAGGUCAAGAAGCGCCUCAUCGAGUAUCUCGCCGUGCUCGAGCUCAAGACCACCCAGGCCAGGGAGCGCUUCGAGGCCGAGGAGGACGCAGAGCGCAAGGCAGUGGCGGAGCGUCGCAAAGCCACUCCAUCCGCUUCCACCGACGAAGCGGCGGCCGACGGCGCCGAUGACGACGACCUGUCUGCCUUGGCAGGCGCAGAAGAGGGUGAGGAUCUGGUGGCGCGCGAGCAGGGCAUCUCCAAGGAACAGAUCGACGAUGAGAAGCGCCGCCGACGCAACGAGAAGCUGCGUGUGGGCGACAAGGGCCCCAUCCUCCUGCUCGUCGGUCCUCCGGGCACGGGCAAGACGUCGAUCGCCAAGUCGCUCGCCUCGGCUCUCCAGCGUCCCUUCACGCGGCUCUCGCUCGGCGGUGUACGCGACGAGGCCGAGAUCCGUGGCCACCGCCGUACGUACGUGGGCGCCAUGCCUGGCUCGAUCGUGUCGUCGCUGCGCAAGGUGGGCGUGUCGGACCCGGUGAUCCUGCUCGACGAGGUGGACAAGCUGGGCAGCGGCAAUGGGCUGCACGGCGAUCCCAUGGCGGCGAUGCUCGAGGUGCUGGAUCCGGAGCAGAACCACACGUUCAGCGACCACUACGUCAACGUGCCCAUCGACCUGAGCCGCGUGCUCUUCAUCGCCACCGCCAACUCGCUCGACACCAUCUCGCCGCCGCUGCUCGACCGAACCGAGGUGAUCCACAUCUCGGGCUACACGCACGACGAGAAGACGGCGAUCGCGCGCCAGUACCUGCUGCCCAAGCAGAUCAAGGCGCAGGGGCUGGAGCCCGAUCAGCUCGUCGUUUCGGACGACGUGCUGCUCAAGGUCGCCAUGGGCUACACGCGCGAGGCGGGCGUGCGCACGCUCGAGCGCGAGAUCGGCGCGCUCGCCCGUGCCAAGGCGGUCGAGUACUCGCAGUCCAAGAAGGGCACGCUGCGCGACGACAAUGGCCAGCCCAAGCAGUACGACCCCGUGAUUCGCGAGUCGGACCUGGAAAAGUACCUCGGACCGGACACGUACGAGCCCGAGGUGGCCGAGGCCAACGCACGCCCGGGCGUUUCCACGGGCCUUGCCUACCAAGGAUCGGGUUCGGGAGGCAUUUUGCACAUUGAGUCGCUGCUGCUGCCGCCGGGAAGUGGCUACCUGAAGCUGACGGGCUCGCUGGGCGAUGUGAUCCGCGAGUCGGCAGAGUUGGCGCUGUCCUGGGUCAAGGGCAAUGCAUUCCAGCUGGGCAUCGUGCACACGCGCGACUCGGAAUUCCCCAAGAACGACAUCCACCUGCAUCUGCCGUCGGGCGCGAUUCCCAAGGACGGACCGUCGGCGGGUGUGGCGAUGACGUGUGCGCUGGUGAGUCUUUUGACCAAGACGCCCAUUUCGCCGUACCUGGCCAUGACGGGCGAGGUGACGCUUCGCGGUGUUGUGAUGCCUGUGGGUGGCAUUCGCGAAAAGCUCACGGCGGCCUCGCGCGCCGGCAUCCGCAAGGUGCUGCUGCCCCACCGAAACCGCAAGGACGUCGAGUCGGAUCUGCCCAAGAAGGUGCGCGACGAGCUCGAGAUCAAGUACGUCAAGACGGUGUGGGAGGCCAUGGAGGCGGCGUUCGGAAACAAGCUGUUUGAGAAUGCCGCGCUCGCACUCGAGGCCAACGGAUACGGCCACGAGCACGAGGGCAUCCGCGAGGGCCGCAGGCUCAUGCACGAGAUCGAAGACUCGCGACUCUAG